CGGUGUGUCACCGGCUUCCCGCCGCUUCAUCCCGGCUAGCAAAGCCACCGGAACCGUAAGAAAGGCGACACGGAACCGAGGCUGACAAACGAAGGAGUAAAAACGGCGCCUGGAAAGCGACGAGACGCGGACGAGACGACUGGUUUGAGACAAGCUAACAGUAACCAUGGAGACGGACAGCCAGGAACAGCAGGCCUCAGCCAAUGAGAGCGCUGCGUCUGGAAACAGUGCCCGCCCCUCGCCGAUCCAAUCCAUGUCGCUUUAUGAACGGCAAGCUGUGCAAGCCUUACAGGCGCUGCAGAGGCAGCCGCACGCCGCUCAGUACUUCCAGCAGCUGAUGUUGCAGCAACACAUCAACAAAACGCAGAUGCACAACACGGCAGCCGCUGGCGGGAUGUCCGCCUCCGCGACCGGUGGUCGUGUCAUCACCGUGGCGACGGCAGCGACGACGUCCACAGUCAGCCGGUCGCUGCUGCUGAGCGGUGGAGCCGGGGGACGUGGUCAGAUGUUCCUCAGGGUGAACCGCUCCCUGAGAGCGCCCAUCUCCUCGCAGCUGAUCUUCAUGCCUGGCGGGGCGCCGCCGACUGUCGCAGUGACGACGGUCGCGCGGCAGCCCGAGCGGGGAGUAACGACCACGACCACCUCUGGCAGCCAAACGGAUAGCGAACUGACGCAGAACUUGUCCACAUGGGGCGCUUCUAGUCCUAAAUGUAUCAAAACGGAGGUGACUGAAAAGAGCAAUGCUGCCCCUAUCAAGUCCAGUCAUCCCCCGCCGUUCCCCAUCAAGAUUCCCACAUACCCUCCGCCCUCCCACUUGAAAUCCUCCGCCGUCCCGCAACUCCUGCUUCAAGGAACCCGGACACUCACCACGGGGGCCCUAGCCCCCACAGCCGCACACGCUUUGGUCCUGACGUCCGCUUCGGGUCCGGUGGCGGGUAGCGCUCAGACUUUGGUGGUCCAGCCUCUGCAGAAAAGUGGCGACAAGGUGCCUCACACCAACGGGCCGGUUCCCAUCCAGCCCAAAACCCUGCAGGGACUCCGUCUGCCCCUCCAAUUGCGUUGUAGAACCCCGCCGCCCAUCAUACCUGCCCCGCCUCCGACGAGUCAACCUGGACGCCGCCCACAGACGCCCCACAUCCCUGUUCAGAUCGUUGGCGCCAGGCAGACCCAGGAGGGCGCCGGCGUCUUCCCACGAUCGUCCGGCCUGCUUACCGUUGUGGCUUCUGAAAGGGGCGGCGUCCCAGGGCGUCCGCCGCUCCCCUUGUCCUCACUAGAUCAAAAUCAGCCUCCUAGAGCCCCAACACCCUUAGUUGUUGCGGCAGGUCUUGCACCUCCUAAUAAUGACAUGCCAAAAACAUCCGCAGUGCAGCCCGGUGCAAUGAUGCACAAGCUAGUUCCCAACGACGACUCUGACAGCCGCCUGCCGCCAUUACGAAGUGACGGCUCAACUCCGGCGGAAGUGGAUGCAGGUUCUACAACACCCCAAGUCUUCCCCUCAGUGGCGUCUCAGGGUGUCCACGGGGCGGGUGAGAAGGCUCCGCCCCCCAAAGCGGUGGUCAAGCCGCACGUCCUGACGCACGUCAUUGACGGCUUCGUCAUCCAGGAAGGCGCGCAACCCUUUCCGGUGUGUGGGCCAAUCAAGGACCACGUCGAGGAGGAUGAUUCUGUUACCCCGGCAACAGGGCUAAAGUGCCAGUUCUGUACCAGGUUGGUUCAAGGAACGAGAAGGUUUUGCUCAACCUCCUGUGCAAAGAGGUAUAAACUCUCCUUUGUCCGGCGGCCAUCUUGGGAGGAUCAAAGUCACGUCUCCAACUCUGAGGACGAAGACAUCGACUCGGCCAAGAGGAGAACGAGGAAGCGACCGCGCCGGAUCCACUCUCAAAUCGGAGGUUCACAGAUUGCAAGCAGGAUGCUUCACAAGCGCCGCUCUGACUCCGGUCGCUCUGACAGCGAGGAAGAAUUUCCCUGUUAUCCUCCAACUCCUCCCCUGGCACCUCUGAGCCCCGCCCACUGGACCGUGGAACAAGUGUCGCAGUUUAUCUGCUCACUGAAAGGCUGCGAGGAUCUGGCGUCGCUCUUCCUGUCGCAGGAAAUCGACGGACAAGCGCUUCUGCUGCUGAGGGAGGAGCACCUGCUUGCCGCCAUGAACAUCAAACUAGGUCCCGCCCUCAAGAUAUGCGCGCAUAUUGACAACCUGAGAGGAUGAGGUACCUGCGCGCCUUUCUGCUUGUUCUGCGCUCCUGCUUCAAAACUUUUUUCCGAAACUCUCUGAACAAAGACAAAAAGCACUUUUUUUCACUUCCUGUUCGAUUUUUUUCCCUGCGUUUUUCUACUUCCUGUUGGAAUUUACGACUCAAUUUCCAACAAGUUUUUGGACUUUCCUGCAACUACCAUGUUGUGUGUUUUGUGUGUAGAUGUGCGUAAUAUACUGUAUGUUUGAGUAAUUCA
Molecule: messenger RNA, 2448 nt
Organism: Corythoichthys intestinalis (scribbled pipefish)
Lineage: Eukaryota; Metazoa; Chordata; Actinopteri; Syngnathiformes; Syngnathidae
Product: polyhomeotic-like protein 1
Exons: 13
Coding region: 167-2206 (679 amino acids)
Biological process (GO): negative regulation of DNA-templated transcription
Cellular component (GO): nucleus; PRC1 complex
Molecular function (GO): histone binding; chromatin binding
Source: RefSeq, a predicted model, not a curated record